Messenger RNA from Cavenderia fasciculata, 3663 nucleotides. RefSeq lists its product as uncharacterized. The record is from RefSeq and is a predicted model, not a curated record. The transcript is spliced from 5 exons. Bases 1 to 3663 code for a protein of 1220 amino acids. NCBI's taxonomy places the organism in Eukaryota, Evosea, Eumycetozoa, Acytosteliales, Cavenderiaceae.
AUGUUAAUAGAUGAACAAUUUAAACAUAUAUUGUUCGAGAAUGUAUAUUUAUCUAAAAAGAUAAUAUCAUUGAUACCAAGACUUAAUAGACAAAAGAAUGAAUACAGUUAUAAAUUCUUUGACUUGUUUAUUAUACUAAAAGAUGUCAAUCCGAGAAAAGCAAACAUCUUUACACCUUCACUAGUUCGAAUGAUGUUUGAAUAUAUCAAUCCGAAAUACGACAUAUCCACAGAUAUUGACUUUAACGAGCAUAAGAGAUCAGAUUAUGUAUUGCCACAAUACGCUUCACAAUAUAUAGUUGAUCAUCUUGCCUCUGUUGAUCAAGAGACAAUGUUAUUGGGAUGCAAGAAAAAGAUAUUCAACUAUUGUGUCGAUCCAAUACUCGUCUGGCACCCAAACUUUCCUCAUCAAGUCAUUAGUCUCUACUUGACACAAAAGAGAGUGGAUAGAAUUAGUUUGUCACUCUUUACAAUGUUUCUCGAUCACCACCGUGAUCUAGAUACAUUUGCAACACUGGUAGAACGUAAAAUCGAUGUCUACUAUUUGACAGAGGUCGACUUUUGUCAAUUAGAGUCUACUAGACAAUUGGUUGGUUGUUCACGGAUCUACUCCCAAGUCGAUAAAUCCAAAUACAAUGCAUUGCUCGAGACACUCGAUCGAUUGGGAAAGGACAGACGAUUCGAUCUAUUUAACAUUUGCAUUACGUCAAUCUAUAUACAACGUAGUGAAAUAGCUCAAUUGGUUCAUACCAUCAUUAAAGGUGUAGCAUUGUUUCGAAGCAUAUACAAAGGAGGGAUCGAAGCCGAGUAUGAUGAUAAUAAUCAACAUGAUGACAAUCAUCUACUUGAUGAUAAUCCUUUACUUGAUGGUAAUGCUAUACUUGACGAUGAAGAUCUAGAAGAUGAUGCAUUUGUUGAACCAGAAUAUCAAAGAUCACAUACACCUGUACCAGAAAAAGAAGUAGAGUAUUCACAACAACAACCACCACUAAAACCACGUACCAACUACAAAGAAGAUGAUUUACAAGAGGAAUUUGAAUGGUUCAAAGAGACUUUCGAUGCCCACAUGGAGUUAUUCAAGAAGUUUGAAGCAAAAGAAUCUAUUGAAGCCAUUGAAUCACCUGAAGAGUUGGAAAUCCACCAGAAGUUCAAUAGAUUUCUUCAAACAAGAUUGAUUUAUGUCCACAAGUUGAAUAACAAGAAGAAAAAACAACCAGAAAGUGUCGGUCGUAUCCCAUUAUUCAAUAACCUAACGGACUUGGACAAACGUGCAUCCAAGUCUUACUAUUUUGUUCAAGACACAACCAUUUUUGAAUGUAAAUGCGCUAACAAGGGGAAUUGUACUGCUUGCAAAUGCAAGUUAUAUAAUAAUGGUUGUACUUCUCAAUGUAAAUGCCCAUGUCGGGAUCUAUUCAAAGAGAAAUGGACUAUUUUAAAUAAUACAAACUCAGAAGAAUUGUCGAAUCGAAUAACCUAUGAAAUGGAUAGCAGCAAUGCAUCAGCACGUAGCAAAAACAUCGAUCAACCAUUAACUCCUAGUCAAUCAAAGGAAUCACAGCCGCCUCCAUCAUCAUCAUCAACAACAACAACUACAUAUUCAACUUCUAGAAGAAGAUACAAUGAAGAAGAAGAUGAUGAUAAUGAUGAAGAAAAAGAGGCUGAUACACCAAGGAGAAAAAAGAAACAAAAGAAAAAUCAAAGAAAGAGCCAGCCAGUUACAAUAAUUGAUGAAGAUAACGAACAAUUCCAACAUCCUAUUCUUUCUAAUACAUCUUCAUCAACAACUCCCACCACCGCCACCACUUCCUCUUCAAGCUUUGGAUCCAGUCUGCUUCGUUUGUUCACACCCUCCCACUCGCAAACAUCGACCACAUCAUCAUCAUCAUCAUCAUCAUCAUCAUCAUCAUCAUCAUCGACAACAUCUACCACAUCUACCUCAAAUCAAACCAAUGCAGUAGAAACUGAGUACAAUCAAAUUGUUGGAAGAAUGGUUGAUUUUGAGACUUGGAAGCGUGGGUUUCUAUCAACAAUGCCACAAGGAUUAUCUCCACAAGAUAGGCUUAGCUUUAUUCAAGAACAGUUAGAACAAGAGGAAAUACAGUUGGUUGACAACACCAAGUUGUUUACCUAUAAACAAUUGGAGAAUUUCUUUUAUAUUGCCUUUUUUAUGGGUCUUGUCAAACUCCCACGGGCGGAAGACCAUUGGAAUAGAAAGAGCCCUUUCCAUCCUCCAUCUGUUAUCCGCCCAUUAAUGUCAAGAAAAAGAUUUAAGUCCAUCCUCAAAUUCCUUCACUAUGACGAAGAUUCCGUCAUUCAAAUGAUUGAAAAAAAUUCAAACAACCACUAUAUCCCAUCAUUACGUUUAUCAAUCGAUGAAUAUAUGGCCCCUUAUAAAGGCUUGGUAAGGUUCAAGCAGUAUGAACCAGAUAAACCACACAAAUUUGGAUUAAAGUAUUUCGUUUUAUCUGACUCAAAUGGUUUUAUAUUGACCCAAUGGCUUUACAGAGGUAGUGAUGAAUCUACAACAAAAUCUGUAACAAUAGAUCCAUCUGUGGUUAGUUCUUUUCCACCAAAUAGUCCUCUUAAAAUCCCAAUCGAAUUUGCAGAGUGGGUCAGACAAAAAGUAGCUACAGAUGAUAGACCAUUGAGUCACUAUUUGUUUGCAAUGGAUAACUAUUACACAUCAUUACAAGUUGCCACUGUAUUAUCAAACUUUAGUCAAAACAUCAAUUCCAACAACGACGAUAACAAUCCCAACAAUAAGAUUCAUUAUGUAAUGACUGUAAGGUCCAUUAGACCAACGUACCUUUUCAAAGAUGGUUUAGGACGCAUGGUACAAAAGGACAACAAGAAAAAGUUGGCUGCUAUAGCAUUUCCAAAAGAAGACUCUGGUAUUCCCCAGGACAUUUGUGCCACCGCCAUCAAUGACAGCAAAGUAACAUAUUUUUUAUCAAAUUCCUGUAAUCCAUAUACAUUAAAAGAAGGAAAACUCACAAAGCUCGAUGUGCAGACUCAAUACAAUGCAACUACCCACGGAGUCGAUCUGUCAGGACAACUAUCAUCAAAUUGUCGGUCAUAUCCCCAUCGAAAAAGCAAAUACACACAUGUUAACAUAUUUGCGCAGUUGGAUCGUGCAAUGGUGAAUGCAUAUUGCAUCUUCAAAUCCCUUGAAGGCAAUAGCACAUACCGAUUUUGUGAUUUCACUCAAAACGUGGUAAGAGAAAAGCUUGGCUUGCAGGAGCCUAUUCAAAAACAAUUGGAACACUUGAAUCCAAUUACAUCAAAAGUAUUCCAGGAUCAAAGAGAUAGGAUUAAACAACUGGAACAAGAAUUGGCUACACAAUCCACAUACGUAACCAGUGGAAAUGGAGGCCAAUAUGCUCCCACUUCUGCUGCUGCUCCUCAAACUGUAGUCCACGCAUUGGUUCAAGGUGAUCUAAAUCCUUGUCAGUAUUGCAAAGUCCUUGAUGUAAAGCGUAGAACAAGAACCACCAAGACUUGUUGCCAAUGUAAAGUUAACUUUCACGAUGAAUGCUAUCUUAUAGCACAUCUCCCAGAAAACAAACUGCUUCUAUCGGCAAUAGACAUCAACAUCAACAACAACGACAAGGAUAACUCCGUUCAUUCCAUCCAUCCAUCCAUUCAUCCAUCCAUCCACCAAUAA